Messenger RNA from Caenorhabditis sp. 36 PRJEB53466, 2644 nucleotides. The record is from the annotation of a GenBank genome assembly. Lineage: Eukaryota; Metazoa; Nematoda; Chromadorea; Rhabditida; Rhabditidae.
AUGCAACUCGAAUACGUCGUUUCGCGUAUUGGCGGAAUCCGCAACUCUGAUCGACAGUUUCUUGUCGAUAAACCGUGGAUUUCUGAGAAGUGAGUUCAUCUGAAGUUCCGGAAAGAGUCUAAAGAUGAUGAGUUCCACUUCCAGAUCCCUAAAUUUCCCAAUAGAAAUCGAACUCCAUCUUCGCCAGAAAAGUGAAAUCGAAAAGAUUGAAAUUGUUGCCCACAAUAAAUUUAUCCGUAAGAAUCUCUGCCAAAACGUUCAUUGCCGUCAAUAAUUUCAGCCAAAAAGCUAUCGAUAUUCUCUGGAAAAGAAGACGACGCAUAUAUUGGGUUUCCUUCCUUUUGUGUUUUUCAUUCAACUUUCAUUCUUUUUCAGAGAAGUUCAGUUCAAAAGUCGAAAAAGUGAAGAUCAAAAAUAUGAGCUCAAAAAUAUUUUCCUCGAUGAAAUAUGCACAAAACUGAUAUUGAGUGUAUCCGAAGCGCACGUGGACGUCGUCAAUAAUCUGGAUUCUCAAGUAGGAUCAAAUUAAGGAAAUGGUAGGCAAACGUGCUUUCAGGUCGGACUGGUCGACGUGAGAUUGUACGGAAAAUAUCUGCCGACGGAUGAAGAGCCCGGCGUCGAUCCGGGAGAAUUCAAAUCGGGAGAGGCAGCCAGAAAUGUGAUUCCAGAUCAUAAAUAUUCGAAAGAACUGCAGGCAAUGAUAGAGGCGAUUGAGAAGAACAAGCACACUGCCGUGGCGGUGAGAGCUGGAGAAUCAGAAGAGUUUUUGAAGAGAUCGUUUCAGAACGAAGACUUCAAAUUGGCCAAAUCAGCUCAGUUGGCCGUGCGCCAACUGAAAAAGUCCACGAAAGAAAUGGAAGAAUUGGAAAACGAUAAGAAUGAAGCAGUGGAAGAGGAAGACUUCCAGAGAGCGAAUGACCUGCAGGGCGAGUUAUUCUCGUGAAGUCGUGAAGAUUUUGAAGAGUUUCAGAUGAAAUAACAGCCUUGAGAUCGAACAUUUUAGCUUCAAUUGAGCCUAAACUGCUGGAGAAUACAAUGGUGGGUCGUCCAGCUUGCUCUUUCAGUGAUUUCUGUUUCAGCCACGGAACGAAGAGAUUCACCGUCCGAAGAAUCUGUUCCCAGAGAACAAAGAACCGCCUUCGAAGCCAAAACUCUAUCAGCCAGUCGGUCGGUUGACUCUGCUCUUUUCCUUCCACAAAGCACACCUCCUCCAGACCUCUCCCCCACCGAGAUCCCCGCCGAUCCCUCGCAGACCGCCCUGCUCCCGCCCCGUCCUCCGUCCACUUCUUCUCGUCGGACUGCCACUCCAAAAAGACCUUCCACAAACGAUUCGGCUACUUCGAGACGGAGCACUCCCGCUUGGGAAGUGCCCGUCCGACCGAUCACCACCGAUUCGCAGGCAUCGAGGAAGAGAACGCCUUCGCCCGCGGUCAAAGGGAACUCGGCGUCUUCCGCCAGAAGUGAGUGAAAGAUGAGAAGUACGUUGAAAUGGGGACAGUUCAGGAAGGAGCAGCAGCACUGGAAUCGGAACGAACAAGUUCUUGGAGAAGGAAAACAUGAUUGUGCCGGCCGCGCUCAACCGAAAACGGUCUUCGUCUGUCAACUUCGAGGCCGCGGAAGCAGCUGAUCGGAUGUCGACGGAUGACGUCACCGAGGAGCAAGUGCUCGCGAUGAUUCCGCCCGAUCAAAGGGGAAAUGUUCGAUCAGCGAUUUCUAUUUUCGGACUGGAGACAGUAAGCACUCCCGAAUUCACGUGUUUUACAUUAAUUUUCACUUCCAGAUUGCCAAAAUUUAUUCGAAACACUUUGAGAAUCGGAAGGAAGGAAUAAGUGAAAUCAGUGAGAAAGUGGACGAAUUGAGCGGAGAAAAGACGUCGCAGUCCUUCGAAAGCAUCAAUUGCCUGCUUGCUCACUUGCUCAAAGAGCCCCUCUUCAACGUUUACAAAGACGUUUUACUCCUCUGGCAUCACUUUUGCACAUCCCGUUUGCCUACUUUGAAACUCGAGAAGUACAUUAAGAGGGUCGCUUCCGAGUCGAGUGAGGUUCUCGCAAGUCGCGUCCUUUCAAGUGUACGGUCAUCCAAGUACUCUUCCAGAAUAAUCCCCCACUUUUCAGGAGAAACGGCUCGUCAAUGAGACGCUCGUCACUUUCAGAGAUGCUGCAAAACUGCCGUUCAUUGCAAAGGCCUACGCGACGAAAUUGUUGAAUUCGAACUCGAAAAACCUGAAAGGAAGGGCGAUUCUUGUGGAAAUCAUCGCCAAAUUGUACGGGGUUCCACACGAAUCCACGUGAGUUUCGCAUUUUUUAUGGCAUGGAAACGCGAGUGAUUCAGAGGAAUGGACGACCGAAUGGUGGCCGGAUUCGCGACGAAAUGCAUUCGAACGUCGGAUCAGCAAGUGAGAACGAUCGGAAAAGAUUUGAUGGUGAAGAUGUACAAAAGCGGAUCCGCGCAGGUAUUCUGAAUUCAUCCCAUUAACUUGUUCAUCGAUUUCAAUCCUAUUCAGAUCGUUCGAAAAGAAUUGGACAAAUUCGCAUCGUCCGAUUCGAAUAAUCCGACUUAUCAGAAGAUUGUGCGCGAGAUUUACAACUUUGACGGAAGCAGGCCGAAGAACGAAAAGAAGAAGAAGAUCUCGUUUCUGUUGUAA